Messenger RNA from Microthlaspi erraticum, 414 nucleotides. Lineage: Eukaryota; Viridiplantae; Streptophyta; Magnoliopsida; Brassicales; Brassicaceae. The record is from the annotation of a GenBank genome assembly.
AUGGCGUCGAAUGUGAUGAGACCGACGUUUGCUUACUCGGUUGUGUACGUGAAGGACGUUGCUAAAUCCGUAGAAUUCUACUCUAGAGCCUUUGGUCACAACGUCCGUCGUCUUGACGAUUCACACAGGUGGGGGGAGCUAGAGAGCGGGCAAACGACGAUAGCAUUCACACCGCUUCACCAGCAUGAAACAGACGACCUAACCGGGAAGGUUCAAUCUACGCAGUCAGCCCGUGAGAGAGCACCCAUCGAACUAUGCUUCUGUUACCCCGAUGUUGAUGCCGCUUUCAAGAGGGCAGUGGAGAACGGUGCGGUGGCAGUGAGCCAGCCAGAGGACAAGGAAUGGGGGCAGAAGGUUGGAUACGUGCGAGACAUCGACGGGAACGUUGUACGCAUGGGAAGUCACGUUAAGUGA